Molecule: messenger RNA, 2637 nt
Organism: Rana temporaria (common frog)
Lineage: Eukaryota; Metazoa; Chordata; Amphibia; Anura; Ranidae
Gene: C2H1orf216
Product: chromosome 2 C1orf216 homolog
Exons: 3
Coding region: 289-1131 (280 amino acids)
Source: RefSeq, a predicted model, not a curated record
GGAAAUGAGGAGUGUUAGGAAAGCUGUCAGCUGUCAGUGUAUGUACAGGAGCUGCCUCUUCCAUUGCUCCAGUCCAUAGGAAGUGUGUAACCAUUGACGCUUUCCUGUCUGCUAAGGAAAACCUUUCCCUUCCUACAGCUGGAGCAGGAGGAGAGCAGCCUGCAUUCCGAGCACAGAGGGGACACCACACAGCUAGACGGCAUUAGCUGUGAAUUCAACAUUGUCAGUUCUCCACUUGGGAAAGUAACAAACAUAUAUCUAAUAGGUAAAAGAACGGACUUGUCUGAGAUGUUUGCCAUACAGAAAUCUGAGGCCAGUGCUCAUCAGUCUCCAUUUUAUGAGCCAAAAUCUUUGGGAAGCCUUCCAUUCGCCAAUGUGAAGGACAGGAAGCAGGAUACCAACUUUAAUAUUCUGGAGGAGGCCUACGAUAAGAAUGAAAACUGGAGGAAGGAUAAGAGGGAAGGAGAUGACAGAGAAGAAAAAUGUAAUGAGGAAGAGGACAAACUAGCUGUAGAAGACAAUAGGACACAUCAAAAGAAAAUAGUGAUGGCACAGUUGAAAGUUGCUAGAUCUGAAGGGAUUAGUUUGUCUUCAUCAGAGGAAGAGGUUAGGAGCCCACCUGAAGGUGCAGAAAUUAUGCAGCUGGGAGGGGAUACACCUAAAGAUAAACCAAUUGGCUGUAAUGAAUGGGCCAGUUCACCACUAGAAGACAAUGGUUAUGCUAGCAGUUCACUUAGCAUUGAUAGUCCUGACAGUAUCACCAAUGACGCAUGGGAUGAAGUUAAUACACCAGUCCCAACAUCCACACAGCAAGAAGCUCCUGAAAUAGAGAACUCUGAUGAUGAGUCCUCAACAGAUUCGGAAUCUAUUACACAAACACUAACUGAAGCCUUCCAAAGUCUGCAGGACAAGGAAAAACUAAAGGAGUUAGAAAAGGAAAAACACCAUGCACAGUUAACUAUGUAUAGACGGCUGGCUCUCCUAAGAUGGAUCAGAGGCCUCCAACAACGGGUUAAGGAUCAGCAGAACAGGCUUCAAGAAAGCUUUGACACUAUUCUUGACAACCGCAAAGAGAUCUUGAGAUACAUCCAGCAUGGCUACAAUAAAUCACCUACUAAAGAAGCAGCAUGAGCAUUUUAAGAAGAUAACACCAUGCCUCUUCUAUAUCAGUUAAACUACAUCUUUCAUCCCAAAGUUCUUUUGACCUUCAGACAGAGAACAGAAAGAAGACCACAGGAAUGAAGGAAAACAAAGAAUAGAAGGAUCUUUGUCAUCCUGUUAAAAUAUGAAUGUCUUCUAUGAUAGCUUACAACUGUUUCAUCUAGAAAUAACACUAGUUGUGUUUAUUCAUUUGUGUUGCAAUUUGCAGUACAUAAUGAACUGUAAAGUGGUAAAGAGUCCUAAUUGUCAAAAUUGUUUAAUUUGUAUUGACGAAUACAUGUAAAAAGAGUAAAAUUAGCAGUGAAUUCACACAUGGGAUCUAUCAUUCAAAAAGGCAUGUAUUGUCUCCAGACAAAGUUUUUCAGUGUGUGAAACAUCUUGUCCAAAAGUGUUCUAAGCAUAGUUGGUGUUUAUCUGCCUACUGUUCAUUAAAAGAAAAGUCUUGAUCUAAGUAUUAAGUAAAAUAUGUUAGCAAGAUCCAACAGACAAAUGUAUGCUUUUGAUCAUUUUAUAUGUGAUAUAAUUUUGAAUAUUUUAUAUGUUUUGGUCUAGUACAUGGCCGUGAUCUUGUUCAAAUACAGGAAAAGUUAGCACAGAGGAGGAAUCACAGAAUCAGACAAGCAGAUUUGAUCUUUUAACUUGGGUUCUUUACUUAUUAUUAUUGUAUUGAGGAGCAGUAGUACCCAAAAAGUUUGCCUUAUCUCCAGGAGAAAAUGACUGUUAUAGACAUGAACCUAAAUAUUUUAGAGCUUAGAUCUCUAACAACCUUUUAUUUUGGGCCCUGUCCCUCCUGUUUAAAAAAAAAAGCUACGUCCAUAUCCCAGAAGGCUUCAAAGUACUGGUGACAACCUUCUCGCCUUGGCCUUAGUAAAAAUGCUAGCUAGGGGACAGGUUGGGCUUAAAAAAAAAGGGACUAGAAAAGAAAAAAAAAAUUACUUGCCAUUUUACAUUGCAUGGGUGAAGGUGGGGGAGUAACUUUAAACAUUUACCCUUCUAGUCCUGGCACUUCCUUUUACAUAUGACAAAACUCACCCACUGCUUUACAUUGAAGUGGUGGCAUUGUCAACCUGCUGUAUAGCUUCAGGCUGCCCAAAAGACUGUUUAGCUAACAGGAGGGGAGAAGAUUGGAAAGUGACAUUACUGGAAGCAACACCCUUAUUAACACUAUCACCAACAUACCACUCCCCAGUUCCCAGAAAGACAUUAUCAUUCUUAUCAUGGUAAAAAUAUACAUUAGACUAUCUAAUUUAACCAGUUGAUAUAUAUUUUACUGGAUGGCUGUAAACAUCCAGAUGCUGCUCCUGUCCAUACCCUAUGGACAGGACUAUGGCUGGUGUUGAAUGCUUGUUAUUCAUUAUCUCUCACAAAAAAAGUUGAAGCUUGUUAGGAAGUCUCUGUGCAAGCUAUUUAAUCUAUACCUCUUCAAAUUCUCUCUUCCAUCUUCAUAGUAAGGUAAAAGGAUCUUCAAUUAUUUUA